UUUCAUCAUUCACCCUUCUCCCAAAACCCUCCUCUCUCUUGAAGAAAUUCGUAUGGGCUAUUGCUCUUUUCAUCUCCAUCAAAUUAAUAUUUUUGCUUCCAUCACCACAACACAUUUCCCUUCUAAUUUUCCCUAAUAUAUAAACAUUAAAAAAAAAAUCAUAAUCCUCCAAAUGCUGUCGACAUUUUCUGCUUUGCACGCUCUCUAUGUCACCCUAAUAUUCCUUAUCAUGGUCAAAGGAAGUUUAGGGACUUCAUUCCUAUUGGUCAACAGAUGUGACUACACAGUUUGGCCCGGAAUACUAUCAAACGCGGGCAGCUCCGGUCUAGACACCACCGGUUUCGAGCUCCCGCCCGGUGCCACCCGGUCCAUCAAAGCCCAACCGGGCUGGUCAGGCCGGUUUUGGGGCCGGACCGGCUGCUCAUUCGACCCAGCCACCGGCCAAGGCCGCUGCGCCACCGGCGACUGCGGCUCCAACCAAAUGGAAUGCAAUGGCGCAGGGGCGGCGCCGCCGGCCACCCUAGCCGAGUUCACGGUGGGCUCGUCGGGGAGUCAAGAUUUCUACGACGUGAGCCUCGUGGAUGGCUACAACUUGCCGAUGAUCGUGGAGGCAAGCGGCGGUUCGGGGGCGUGCGGGUCGACCGGGUGCAUGGUUGAUCUGAACCGGAUGUGCCCGGAGGAGCUGCGGGCAGGGGACGGGCAGGGGUGCAAAAGCGCGUGCGAGGCGUUUGGGACGGCGGAGUACUGCUGCAGCGGGGAGUUUGGGACGCCGGAGAAGUGCCGGCCGUCGCCAUAUUCCGAGAUUUUCAAGAAUGCAUGCCCGAGAUCGUAUAGCUAUGCAUACGACGAUGCUACCAGUAUAUUCACGUGUACCGGACCGGAUUAUACGAUUACGUUCUGCCCUUCCCUAACAAGUAAAAAAUCUUCAAGUUGGUCAGCAACCACAAAUGGGCUACCACCACCGGCGGCGGCGGCGGCUAGCGGUGGCUCACAUUCUCAUCCUGCAGAAGAUAGCCUCACAACGUGGCUCCCAAAUUUUGUGACCGGAGGCUCAUCACAUCUUGCGUUGAACCCUAAUCACAUUAUUUGUGCAGCGUCGACAAUAAUAUUCUUCAUAUUUCUUCUGUUGUAGGAUUCCUAUUUUCGUUCAGCAAAUUAAUUAUUAGGAAAUGGAGCACAUUGCCAACAAAACAAAAUUUUGUGUACAGAAACUCCGCAAUUAUUAUUUUGUUUUUGCAAAUUUUAAUUGGGAUGCAUGUAUUCAACAUAUUA
Molecule: messenger RNA, 1272 nt
Organism: Salvia miltiorrhiza (redroot sage)
Lineage: Eukaryota; Viridiplantae; Streptophyta; Magnoliopsida; Lamiales; Lamiaceae
Product: thaumatin-like protein 1
Exons: 3
Coding region: 173-1132 (319 amino acids)
Biological process (GO): defense response
Cellular component (GO): extracellular region
Source: RefSeq, a predicted model, not a curated record